AUGGAGUGCGCAAGGCAGUAUACAGAGGCCGAGUUUCUCGAUCAUUAUUCGAGGAUGGCAUUAAAGUAUCCUGCUGUGACAGAUUAUCUAGAAAGGCGUGUAGAAGUAUCAAAAUGGGCCAAGUGCUAUUUUCCAGCAGAGAGGUACAAUCUAGAUACUAGUAACGUUGUACAGUCUUUGAAUAGUGUGUUUAAAGAUGCAAGGAAGCUGCCAUUAUUACCUAUGAUAGAUGCGAUUGUUGACAAGUUGUGUGAAUGGUUUAACAAGCAUAGGAACGAGGCUGCUUCAACGCCACCAGGACGCAAACUGGUUGCCUUUGUGGAAAAUAUUUUUCACAGUAGAUGUGCUGAAUCUAAGAAGCUAGACAAGUAUCCAUGUGUCCAUGCAUUAGCCGCAUUAGAAGCUUACAUGAAGCGGCCAGACAGAGAAGUGGAUAUAAACGUGGAGGACUUGUGUUCGAUGUAUUAUUUAACCGAGCAGUGGGCUUUUGCUUAUAACAGAACCAUCUAUCCUGUUCCACAUAAGUCACAAUGGGUUGUCCCCGAUGAUGUUAAGCAAUUGAGCGCUUUGCACCCCCGGUUUACGAGCCAAAAAGGUGGGCAAAACAGCAGAAAAGGCGUCCAUCUGUUGGAGAGCGUCGACCGAAGUCGAAGAGGACGAAGACGAUACAAAAUUUAUAGCUAUAUUACUGGAGGUGAAAACGCUGGAAGUGAAAACGCUGGAGGUGAAAAUACUUGA
Molecule: messenger RNA, 738 nt
Organism: Eutrema salsugineum
Lineage: Eukaryota; Viridiplantae; Streptophyta; Magnoliopsida; Brassicales; Brassicaceae
Exons: 2
Coding region: 1-738 (245 amino acids)
Source: RefSeq, a predicted model, not a curated record